This is a messenger RNA of Cetraspora pellucida, 1215 nucleotides long. The record is from the annotation of a GenBank genome assembly. Lineage: Eukaryota; Fungi; Glomeromycota; Glomeromycetes; Diversisporales; Gigasporaceae.
AUGUCAAAUACAAUAAGACAAGAACAAAGAGAUGCUAAUGCUGCUCGAAUAAUUAGAAAAAGAGCUGCAGAGACUAAUGAGCAAAUAAACCAUUCUAACCUUAACCUAUCUACUAUCCAAGCUUUAAAGAAUAUGCUUGACGAAGUUAAUCUAUAUAUUAUUAAUCUUCAGCAUAUUUCAUACUUGCCUGCUGAAAAUUCUAAAAAUUUAUCUAUGCUAAUCUAUACCAAUAUUCCCAGACUUGAUCAAAGAACUCACAAUGCCCCAUCAUUAUCUGAAGUUGCAGCUAUUUGGGUUGAUAAUGAUUUUAGUAGAUGCUAUAAUCCCUUGGCAUAUCUGCUAUUGUUUCCUAAUGGUGAACAAGGAUGGGCUCCUUACCAAAUUCUAUAUAGAGACAUUCUCUUAAUCAAUGAGUUGAUUGAUAUUGAUGAAGCUCCAGAAGCUGUUUGGAGAAUUCUAGGAUUUAAUAUGAACAGAAUAAAUCCAGCUAUUACAUGUUUACAGGUACAUCUAUGUGAUCAACAAAGGAUUAAUUUCAAUAAAGAUAACGAUCUAGAAGAAGUUAUUGAAGCUGACCAAAAUCGAUAUAUGAAAACAGUAAAUGACUAUAACUUACCAGAAUUGUCACAAAUAAAUACUGCUGAAUUACCAAGAACAAUUCUGGAAGAAUUGUCUUAUCAUAUUACCCAAGAAGAUCUCGAUAAAGCAAAUACGUUAAAUAAAGCUCAGUGUGCAGUAUUCGAUAAAGUACUGGAUCUUAUAAAUAAAGAUAAAAGAGUCUUUCAUUUAGAUGCUAAUAUGCAAGUUUCUCCUGCCAAUGAUAAGAAAAGAACUUUUGUAGAGUACUUACUCAGAAUUGGCAAUGGUACCGAACCCACUAUAGAUAAUGAUCUGAUUCGACUUCCUGAUGAAAUGACUGUUCGUCCACAGAAUCAAGAAGAUUCCAUUGACCCUUUAAUAAAUAUUAUAUACUCUAAUCUUACUGAAAAUUUCUUGAACACUACCUUCAUAACAGAGAGAGCAAUACUAACGUCAUUAAAUAGUGAUGUUGAUGAGAUUAAUGAGAAAAUAAUGGCUAAGUAUCCUGGAGAACAACACACAUACUAUAGCUUUGACUCAGUACCAGAGAACAAUCUAAAUCUAUUUCCAAUUGAAUACCUUAACUCUUUAAUAUCUCAAGGUCUUUCUUCACACGAGUUUAUAUUGAAGCACUAG